AUGGCUUCUGCUAUUCCCAUCAUAGCCCCUCCAGGGGUAUCAGUCAACGACAAUAACCCUAAUCCUACCAACAACCCUAAUGUCAACUCUUCAUCCGCCUCUGAAGCUUCAUGGACAGCAAAGACCCCAACCGCUUCCACUCCAAAACCAUCUGCUUCAACCACCCCUUCCACUAAACCUGCCUCCGUGACAAAUAGUAAUAAAGCUCGCACCUGCCGUAAUAUCGUGAUCCAUGGCUUCUGCAAGUACGAGGGCAAAGGUUGCGAGUUCAACCAUGACGUCGGAAAACCAACUUCGGUUGCAAGUCCUGAAGUAUCAAAGGCAAAACUUCAUGUCAAUUCGCCCAUCUUUAAACCCUCAAACCUCAGCACAGGCUCUGUCAAAGCGGAUGCUAUUCAUGCUCCCGAGUUUGUUCCCAAGGGAAGUCAAGAAACCAUCUGGACUAUGUCGAACCUGCUUUCGCUCUAA
Messenger RNA from Lobosporangium transversale, 468 nucleotides. RefSeq lists its product as hypothetical. Lineage: Eukaryota; Fungi; Mortierellomycota; Mortierellomycetes; Mortierellales; Mortierellaceae. The record is from RefSeq and is a predicted model, not a curated record. Bases 1 to 468 code for a protein of 155 amino acids. Gene Ontology annotation, molecular function: metal ion binding. The transcript is spliced from 5 exons.